UGGCAGGUUGAAUUUGUACUUGUAUGCAAGCCUCACUUGAAAUAUAAGAAAAAUGAGAAGAAGAAAAAAAAGAACCUCAAUUGAAAUAGUUCAAAUAAUCUGGCCGUCAUGGGCAUGGCCUAACAUAUAGAAUGUGAACCUCCUCCUUGACAUGCUGUGCACAGCAGGUUGCAUGAAUUCUUAACACUAAAUCAUCUGAGCGUUGGUCCUCCUGAGGGUACCAAAUACCAAUGCACCACAUCCACAUGCCACUUUGUAGUUUGCAGACAAUGCACCAUGCAUUUUUCUUCUUGUAAUUUGAUCUUUUUUAUUUAUUUAUUAAUUAUUUUAUAAUAAUAAUAUUGUGGUUUGGGAGCAGUGGAAGAUCCAACUUUUCUGCCGUGAAAGUCUGGCUUUGACACAUAUAGCUCAUGAAUCAAAUUCCGAGAAAAUUUUGGACAUAAAAAAACUGUUCGUAGAAUAUGCAUAACGAAGAAAAAACUGGAACCUUACAUUUUGAUCUAAACACGGGAGCUAAGAUUCCAUCUGUUGGCCUUGGAACAUGGAAGGCUGAACCGGGUGUGGUCGGCCAAGCUGUCAUCGCUGCUGUCAAGAAUGGCUACAGGCAUAUUGACUGUGCAUCAAUCUACGGUAACGAAAAAGAGGUAGGGGUGGCAUUGAAGGAAUUAUUUUCCACUGGGGUGGUGCAGCGUAGUGAACUCUUUAUCACAUCAAAGCUGUGGUGCAGCGACCAUGCCCCUGCAGAUGUCUCCAAGGCACUGAGCAAGACCCUAGAAGACCUGCAGCUUGACUACAUUGAUCUAUAUCUUAUACACUGGCCGCUUCGUACAAAGCCGGGCUCAGUGGGUUUGGCUCCGGAAAACAUGGCUCCAUUGUGCCUUUCAGAGACAUGGAAUGCAAUGGAGGGCCUGUAUGCAUCUGGUCAGGCACGUGCGAUUGGGGUGAGCAACUUCUCAUCUAAGAAGCUGCAAGACCUCCUUUCUUAUGCAAAAGUUCCACCUGCAGUCAACCAAGUGGAGUGCCACCCUGUGUGGCAACAACCUGCUCUUCACAAUUUGUGCAAAUCCGCUGGUGUUCAUCUAUCGGCGUAUUCUCCUCUGGGUUCUCCGGGCUCUUGGGUGAAGGGGGAGGUCCUGAAGGAACCAAUAUUGAAUGAAAUCGCUGAAAAACUUAAGAAGUCGCCUGCGCAAGUAUGUCUUCGUUGGGGUAUUCAGAGUGGACACAGUGUCCUUCCAAAGAGCGUAAACGAAAAUAGGAUCAAGGAAAAUCUGAGUUUAUUUGACUGGUCCAUUCCCCCAGAGCUCUUCUCAAAAAUUUCAGGCAUCCACCAGCAAAGGCUCCUCCGGGGUGAUUUUGCAAUCCACGAGACGGCUAGUCCUUAUAAAAGUCUUCAAGAACUGUGGGAUGGUGAAAUAUGAGACGGUGAUCAAGCCCUCUUUUAUUCAAUUUGAUACAGAGAAGUUUGUCGAUUUUCAUGCGUUCUCUGCCACAUUUUAGAGGGAAGAAAUUGUAUUCUUGUGUUUUUGGCUUUCUUAAACCAGUAUCAAUGAACCUUGUAAGAUUACUGUCUGCUUUUA
Molecule: messenger RNA, 1577 nt
Organism: Prunus persica (peach)
Lineage: Eukaryota; Viridiplantae; Streptophyta; Magnoliopsida; Rosales; Rosaceae
Product: aldo-keto reductase family 4 member C9
Exons: 8
Coding region: 462-1418 (318 amino acids)
Cellular component (GO): cytosol
Molecular function (GO): aldose reductase (NADPH) activity
Source: RefSeq, a predicted model, not a curated record